GAUAGCUUGAAAGGCAAUGAUGCAGGAAGACAGCAAUGGAGACUUUGAAAUUGUGGACAAGAAGAUGACCAGUCUCUUGGUUGCAGGACAUUGAGGUGAUUUGCUUUAAACUUGGAAACUGUGGCUUAAUAAACAAGAAGUAUGAACGCUCAAGACAUGAUACACCAGGCACAGGAUGUGUUUGAUAGAGUCACUCACCGUUCAUCUCCACUUCUGCCAACUUUUAUGGAAAAUACAUCUGAUACUUCGUCAAGCACCAGUUCUGUCCUGACAAAUGUGGCGCCUCCAUCAGCUCUCCCCUCCUUCAUAGCCUCCCCUCUAUCAUCAGGUGCUCUUGUUAGAGGACCUCCACCCAGUCCCAAUUCCCCAUCACCAGGAUCAAUGCCCCUCGGUCCUGCAGGUACGCCAGCUGUUGGACCCCCAGUUAGUGCUCUUGGUCUAACCCCGGGACCUCCUCCUCCAAGUGGCCAUUCUCCUCCACCAGCCUCAGCUCCUCCAUCACUUCCCGGCUCUGGUUCAACACAGACGCUCGAGCCAUCUUUUGUUCCACCCCCGAGCCCAGUGACGAGUCAGCCACAGCCACCAGUAAGUCAAGGUAGUGUAGAUGCUUCUGUUGACCUUGGUUCACCCGGUGUAGGUGGACCAUCAGGGAAGCCUGGAGGAAAUGGCUGGUUUGGCUGGAUUCGUGGCACAGUAUCGAGUGUGGGUCACCGUGUUGCUGAGAGAGCAAAGACUUCAAUGGAUACCAUGAUAACCACAUUGGAUCCCCAGAUGAAGGAAUAUAUACAUUCUGGAGGAGAUAUGGAUAUCCUUGUAGCGUCAGACAAGGAAAUCAAAGUUGGUGGUGUCAGGGAAGCCUUCCAGUUUAUGUUUGGCAAGGCAACUGUAAGUGGCAUGGCAGCUCAGGCAGAGAGUGUGGCUGCUCAACCAGUCGGGUUUGAGGCGGCGCUGCACUCCGCCGAGGAACGGAUCAACUCCCUUAGGACGUCAGGACGUGUACACCCACAGCAGCCCGUUGUGUCUGUUGAGAACUUCAUAGUUGAACUUACACCUGAUUGCUGGUUUGAUGUUGGGUUAUUGCUGCUAGAUGACCCAGGAGAGGACAUCCUCCUGCAGACUUACACACAGGUGACUCCCAUCCCACCAGACUUUGUAACCCAAGCCAAGAAUUCUACACCAGAUGAUUACCCCUACAAGAGUUCAGGGUUUGCAGCAACAGUCGGUCAAAUUGCCAGCCAAAAUCUUGAGGUGCAUCAUACAAUGUGGCAAGAAACACUGACGGGGGUGUCAAGACGGGAGAUGAUAGUCCUGGCUGCACGAGCUCUUGCUGGGCUCUACAAGUCCAGAUUGCCUCAUUUUCACUAAUAUAAAUGUUUUUUUUUUUU
Molecule: messenger RNA, 1385 nt
Organism: Homarus americanus (American lobster)
Lineage: Eukaryota; Metazoa; Arthropoda; Malacostraca; Decapoda; Nephropidae
Product: protein PRRC1-like
Exons: 9
Coding region: 142-1365 (407 amino acids)
Biological process (GO): activation of protein kinase A activity
Cellular component (GO): cytoplasm
Molecular function (GO): protein kinase A regulatory subunit binding
Source: RefSeq, a predicted model, not a curated record